GUCGUGGUUUUUUCACAGGGUUUUACUUUGAGAUUCAGACAGAAAACAUUAACACAAACACAUCAUACGCACAACAACAACAUACCCAACAACCUUAACCAAACUAUUUUCAAAAUGGUUUUUUUUAGGAGUUUGAGAUUUGAUCUUUGAACAACAAUCUGUGUUAAGAGGCUUCCAAAUUGAGCCUGGUAGGGUCGAGCAAGACUUGUGGCGUAGAAGUUAAUUUGAUCAUUCCUUAUUUUGGCAUGUUUUCCGUGAUAUGGUGGCGCAGAAGAGGAUAGGUUAUGGAUUUGUUGGCUGUCAGGUGCCAACGAAGCCGCGUGCCGCACGAUCAACUAGGAAAAGGGAUACAUUUCAAACAAGGGUGGAACACAAUCAAAUGUGCGCGAUUGACUUAUUGGCCACCGUAGCAUCUGGCACUCUAUUGCAAGAGAAACAGAAUCCAAUCACAUCUAGUGAUGAAACGAUGAAAAAAGAUCAGCGUGGAUUUGUUAAAGAAGAAGUCCAAGAUGGAAAUAAACCUUUCAAAGCUGAGCUUCCUGAUGAAGCAAGUUGUGAGAGAAGGCUUCAACAAGGAUUUGUUAAGGAAGGGUGUGUGGAUACAAAUAAGCCGUUAAAAGCCGAGCUUUCUGAUGACGGAAGUAGUGACAGGAAAUGUAUCUCUACUCUUUCUUUACAGGAGUAUGAUCUAAAUUCAGGUUUGAAAGAAAGUCCCCAUUCUGAAAUUGAAGGUUGUUCAUGCAUUGCUUCUAUAUUAACAAGUUCUAGUUUAUCGGAGAGGUUGGUUACCGACACUUUGUUGGAUGUAAAAAGCCACAGUGAAAUGAAAAAUAUUACUAGCAAAGUUGAAUUAGGAUCCUCUGGAUUUCCAGAUUGUAGUGAUUGCAACGUAGAUGUUGACGUAAGUAUAGUAAAGGACGAGCUCCGAAAAUCUGAAAUGCCAAUUGGUACUGAGACUGGAACGAGCUGUUUUAAGGAUCCAAUAGAUGAUAAACCUCCGGCGCUGGUCGUUUCAGGUGGAAAUGCUAAGUUGUCAGGGCGUGACGAUAGCAUACCUCGUAGCUCGUUGUUAAAAGGUUGUGACAAUGUAACAGUAGUUAGUAGAGAUGAUGACGAAAACAAAUCAGGGUGUGCUCACCCUAGUUCAAAAACUAAGGCCUUUAGGCCAAAGACUUGUAUAGGUGAUCAAAGAAUAAGGAAAAGGUUGGCUUCUAAAUAUCGGAGAGUUGCUCGAGAAUCAAAGCAUGAUACACUUUCUAACAAUGUUUUGGAUAGAAAUUUCAACACAGUUUACAACGGUAGGAAGAACAGUUAUAGUCACCAAAUAUCUCAAAUGAAUAUUCCUUUCAAAAAGAGGAAGAUUUUUGACUGCAGCUCCACUUCAAAUUCUAAUGGAAAUAUCAGAAGUGGCCGCACUUAUUAUUCAACUAAGAAUGACAUCAAUCAAGGCGUUUCUUGUUCAUCAUCUCGGAUGCGGAAAGAUCUUGGAAAGUCAUCCUUGGAAGCAUAUCAUCAUCGUUCUGCUUUACAAUCUAGAGAUUCUCAUGUGAAGCUUAGGAUCAAAUCAUUUAGAGUGCCAGAGCUUUUUAUUGAGAUUCCAGAAACUGCUACCGUCGCGUCCUUGAAGAAAGCAGUGAUGGAUGCAGUGACUACUCUACUUCGAGGGGGAUUGCGUGUUGGUAUGAUUCUCCAUGGAAAGAAACUUAGAGAUGACAGUAAAACUCUACUUCAGACGGGAAUUUCUCACGAUGACGAGCUUGAUGCUUUGGGAUUCACCUUGGAGCCUAAUGCUUCUCAAAGCCUACCAAUCACAUGUGUGAAAGAUUCUCUUAAUGUUCCCAGUGGAGACAUGCCUCUAUCUUUAAUAGGGCAUUCUUCGAGUCCAGCUGUAGUUUUUCCGAUUCAAAGGGUUCAAGGUUUCUCUAACACCGACCAUCAAGUAACGACUUUAGGUAACAUUGUUGAAAGUGAUAACGAUUCAGCACCUUCUCCUAUCAAUACGUUAGGUGGAAAAAAACUGUCAGAUUCCAAAGAACUUGUUACUAUUCCUGAAAUGGGAUCGGAGGGACUAGAUAUACUUCCAGUGAACCAGAGUCACCAGAAGCCAAAGCGAACUGAGAUCUCACAACGCCGACGAAUUCGUAGGCCGUUUUCUGUUGCUGAAGUGGAGGCACUGGUUGAAGCAGUCGAGAGACUCGGAACCGGAAGGUGGCGUGAUGUUAAACUCCGUGCAUUUGAUGAUGCAAAGCAUAGGACAUAUGUGGAUUUAAAGGAUAAAUGGAAAACAUUGGUCCACACAGCAAGAAUAUCUCCUCAACAGAGAAGAGGUGAGCCUGUCCCCCAAGAACUUUUGGAUAGGGUCCUUACUGCUCAUGCAUAUUGGUCCCAACAACAGCUCAAGCAUCACCCUGAAACAUGCCUUCUCCUUUAAUAUGUAGGAGGGGUGUUGAUAGCAAUGCACCAUGUGAUGUGACUUUUGUAGAUUGGUUUGGUGUUCAGGUUACUGACCUUUGGUUGCUUUUUCUGUAUCUAUGAUUGAUAUGUUUAUUUGGAUACAAUGUUUGUCGCUUUAUCUAUAUCAUGUAAAAAAAUUAUAGUACAAGGAAGAAAGUGAAGCAUAGGGGAGAGUAUAUGAAACAUUCUCUUUGCUAACACCAUGAUUCUUUCCCUUUGGGGAGAGCCUAUUUUCUUGUAAAUAAAUGGUUUAUAUGCAAUAAAGGAAGGGCUGGCUAAUAAAGUUUUCUUU
Messenger RNA from Lathyrus oleraceus (garden pea), 2746 nucleotides. Its product is annotated as telomere repeat-binding protein 2. The coding region runs from base 260 to 2431 and encodes 723 amino acids. The record is from RefSeq and is a predicted model, not a curated record. Gene Ontology annotation, molecular function: protein binding. The transcript is spliced from 11 exons. Lineage: Eukaryota; Viridiplantae; Streptophyta; Magnoliopsida; Fabales; Fabaceae.